Symbiodinium necroappetens is the source of this 789-nucleotide messenger RNA. NCBI's taxonomy places the organism in Eukaryota, Dinophyceae, Suessiales, Symbiodiniaceae. The record is from the annotation of a GenBank genome assembly.
GUUCCCGCCCACCGCUGUAUGCUCGCGGGACCCCGGGACGAGGAUGGGCACUACUUUGCUGCUGCUUUCCGCUGGCCAGCUGAGAACACUGGAGGAGGUCCUGUCAUUACCAUGCCAGAAGGGCUCAGCCAAGAGGCCACGAUGAUGCUGCUGCGUCUUCGAUACGGAUCAGACGAAGUGGAGGCCGACUACAUUCUGGAGGCAACCUGGAAAGCAGGGAAGAAAAUAAUUUUUGGCUGUGAUGUUUUCGAGCUCCAAGCUUUAGGGGUGUUGAGGACCUACAGGGCUCCACCUCAUGAGGAGACUGAAAUGGGCUUCCAUUCAAUGCCCGUCACUUCGCAGAGCUGCUUGACUGGCCAGAAGUACGGAAGCGCUGCGAGGCAGUGGUCUCGAGUGGCAGAGGCAGCAGAGGCGGAGUCGGAGAACCCGAGCACGCCGAGCAUGCUCCCCUCUUCCAGGCAAUCUGAGCUCGGGACGUUGAACCGCAUCCGGCAUCGCGACGGCCAUGUGUGCGGCAGUUUGGAGGAGUACCUCCACGUAGCAUCGGACGACCUCGUCGCCUGGGAGCGAUCCCUUGCUCUGGAUGCGCCGCAGGCCGCGAAGCGGAAACUGGAAGGUGCAUGGCGACACUGGCACCAGAUCCUGUUUGAGUAUGGCCACAUCUUCGGAGCAGAUCUUGCCGAGAAGCUGCGAGAGCGGACGCGACACCGACGCGCUCAACUCCGCGAGGAGCGGAGUCGCCAACGAGGUCAGGACCUUCGAUUGCCUGCAGGGAAGGUCUGGUUCGAG